GUGUGCAGAUCUUGGGCGUAGAGGAAUCGUUGCUGCAUAAAAAAUUUUAUAUGCCUAGGGCAGUCUGCACACGGCUCAAGCUAAGCAUUGUAUGGAUAUUUUCAGCACAGGAGGCAAGGAAAUAUAUCUCCAUUGCUUGGGGAACUCAAUUAACCGUUGCUUAAAUUUAGCAUUACAUAUAAUAAAGAAAUCAGGUCAGGGAUUAUCAUACUCAAUCCAUACUUCAACUAUUCAUUUUAUUGAUGAAUCACACCCAUUUCACGAAGACGGAGACAUCGCAUUAAAACAACGAAGCAAUUCCGCAGUGCAUAUUAAACUUUCAAAGCAUAUGUCUCAAUGAGGUGUAGACUCCUUGAUCAUGUUUAAAUUGUCAGAAAUUGUUCGUUGGCUUGGACUUACAGAAUUCGAAAUAUUAAUAAACCUGUGUGGAAUGCUUGCCUUCACAAUUGUAUUGGCAUUCAAAAUAUCUGGGAUUUAUACGAGUUCUGUGAUCGAUUGGUUUACAACUUUCAGUCCCUUAUUUUGCAUUGAUAUUUUUAAUGCCUACUUUUGCGUAAUCGUAGGCAUUCGAAUGUAUCUUGACUCGGACAACAAGAGAAAGGCACUUCAUCGAGUUAUGUGGAGCUCUUAUUUUUUAGUGCUAAUUGCAAUAUUUAAAUAUUUGUUAUGCUUAAAAUUAUCGGGGCAAACUGGAUUAGAAUAUAGUGAAGUUUUUUCCCCACUUUUUGUACUGUUGCAGUUGGUGGCAAUACGGGCUUGUCAAAUACCUAAUUCGUAAUAAAAAUUGAUAUGUUGCUUUAUGUA
Molecule: messenger RNA, 804 nt
Organism: Rhagoletis zephyria (snowberry fruit fly)
Lineage: Eukaryota; Metazoa; Arthropoda; Insecta; Diptera; Tephritidae
Product: ribonuclease P protein subunit p20-like
Biological process (GO): tRNA 5'-leader removal; intracellular calcium ion homeostasis
Cellular component (GO): endoplasmic reticulum; nucleolar ribonuclease P complex; nucleus
Molecular function (GO): nucleic acid binding
Source: RefSeq, a predicted model, not a curated record